CAUCAACACGUGGGUACAUGUACAUCCAACUUCAAGAUGAUGAAAUGAGCUCAUAAUCGCCUAUAGGCUUCACAUAUUGUACUUUGAUCAAGUCGAUGAGUAAAAGAGGGAACAGAGUUGUAUGAACUUAAAGAUGAAUUCUUCUCAAGAUGUUCUUCGCUUAGUCCUCAAGGCAUCGUCUUUAGAUUACGGGAGUUUGAUUCCGAGUUUGCUGGAAACCUUGGUGAAGGAGGUGCAAGAAAUAAGAGCUGAUCUGGCAGUAGGAUCAUUGCUACCUGAUCUAUGCUGUAGCCUAGAAGCUUUCCAGCAAGUCUUCUUGUCUUAUACUUCCUGUGCUCGGGAAGAUUGUUCACAUUCACAGGGACAGAAAAGUAAAAUAACCAACUGUAACCAGGAGGAAUAUGUGUUGCAGUGUGUUAAAAAUGUAGUUCUCCCUCUUUUACAAAAGCUGCAUUUUUUACACAACUACAAGGAAGAUAAAGCUGUAAGCCUGCUGAUACCUUCAUGUGAUCUUUUGGCAACAUGUAUAAAGUUUGCUGAUCUCCCAACUAAGUUUCUGAUUUGGAAUUUCUGCCUGGAUUCUUUGUUAAGGCAUUCAUGCUCCGCAGAAAGUGGAAUCGACAACACUGCUGUUGGUAAUACUGCCAGUGUGAAGUCUGAAGGUGUUGUGGACUUACAUUCCUUGAUUGAGAUCAUGAGAUGUUUGUUACAAGAAUAUAAUAAACUGAAAAACCCUGCUGAUUUGCAUGUCAUUUUUCCAGAUGAUACUUGGAGUGAAAAAAUAUUUCAGGAAAUUAUCAAAUUGAUUGCAAAGAGGAAUGACAAAGUUGUGACAAAGGUCGUUUCACUUGUUGUUGUGAAGUUGCUAAGAUGUGACCCAGAAAAGUUGCCCCACAGGCUGGAGAUAUUGUGGAAAACAGUGUGUGAAGAUUUCCACAAAUCCAUGGCUCUGCCAUCCAGUGGUGUUGGUGGCAGCUCUUCUGUUAGUGAGAAACCAUAUAUUGUUCUCUGUGGCCUGGCUGAUUUCUACUUUCCAGUUGGCCAGUUUUGUGGAAAUCUCCAUAAACAUAUGAACCUUGUGAAUAACACAGAGUUUUGGACGAUAAUUCAAAGUGGUCUAGUUCAAAAGAACCCAGUGACUCGAAAACGAUCGCUUUACUUGCUGAAACGUAUCAUUGAUAUUUGUGAAAAUGAAAGUGAAACCAUAAUUCCUGCAGAAAACAGCUUAGAGAACAGCUCUGAGAACAGCUCUGACAAGGAACAUGUUGCAUGUGCCACAGCAAUCUCCAGUGGUACCGGUAGUGGUGUCAUGUUUAGGUGGGACCCCGAGUUAAAAAUACAGCUCUCCAAGGUCUGGGAAAACUUUAUUCUACUGAUUGAAACUUUAAAUGAAAAACAGCUUCAUGUUGUUCGACCGUUAUUCCCUCGUCUGAACCACUUGAUAGAUGCUUGUUCCAAAUCUGAUUCUUUGGGUUCACAGCUGUUACACAGCUCCUGGGUGGUCACUGUGGUGCGCCGGGCGCUUAUCCACGAGAGUGUCUACGUUGUCAUGUGGGGGGUCAAGGCUCUCUUAAGGUCGGAUCCUCAGAAGUUCCCACUCCUUCAUCAGGGUCAGGAUGAGUUCAUCUCAGGAGAAUUUCUGAUUGCAUUGAAAGAAACUCGUCUAUACUGCAGGGAACCAAAGGAACCCAUGGGAAGCCAGCCUGAGAUUGGACAUCUUGUGUGUGAAUUCCUUCUCAAAUGCUGGAAAACUCUGGAGUCCCACAAAAGAGCUGAGUUUUUCAGAGGGAUUUUAUUGAAGAUCAGGGGAGAUAACUGGGGUCAGUUUCCACUGGUCUACCUGUGGCAGGGUCUGGCGGGCUUGCCAGUCAGUAGCCUGUGGAACAAAGAGUCUGUCCUCGCUAUAAGAGAAAUCAUGUCAACCAGUCUGACAACAGUGGAACAGUUCAACAGAGGGGCUAUUCAGUGUUUUCUUGUUGAAUCUCUGGUAAAUUUGAUGGAUCUGGAACUUGUCACUCCUGCAGACUUUUCGGUUGUUUUAGCAGCAUGCUCUAAUGAGGAGAGUCUUCAAAGGGGAACAACUCUCUGGAAGACGGUGGCUUCAAGACUGAACCUGAUAGCUGUAGACAAUAAAAGCCCAGAAAAUUGGACUAAAGCAGGGCUUGAGGUCUGGAUUCAGACAUCUAUUAUCCAUUACUUGAAGGCUGAGGAGAAAUCAGCUUCAGGUUAUCAGCUUCAGUUGAGUCGCAUAUUACUGUUGUUUGUGGAUGGGUGUGGCCAUUGUGAAUCAGAAGUGACCGGUCAGAAUGCAGUAUUGCCUUUCUUGAACAGCUGCUUGUCACCUGUAACUGACGUCCUGUCAAGGCUUAUAAACCAUGCCUACCUGUCCAUUGAGAAAGGUGACAGAGCUGUUGAGUUGCUGAUGUCUCUUCUGGAAGGAGCUAUUUCUGAAUCUGUUAGCCCAGAUGAUCCUGUGGUCAAGCUUCUCUUGGUGACCACAGGUCAAUUCCUGGAGGAGAUUGUUCAUCAGAUCAUAAGAGGAAAAGAUCAGGUGACAUGUACAGAAAAUUUGUCCCCUGUUUAUUCAUAUCUCCACGUACUGAAGAUUCUAGGACAUAGGAUGUGUGUGAUCAUAUUGGUGGACACCGUGACAAAGCAGGAUCAGAUGUGUUUAGAGGCUGACCAAGAGUAUGCGAAAGAGUUGAUGAUUCAAGGAGAGGAGAGGAAGGGAGUAGCCAAUGUACUAGUCGCUCAGUUAUGUGAAGUCUUCUCAGGGGACAGAACUCUAGCUGCUGCAGCCGACUUCUGUAAUAUUGUGGCAGAGGCCUGCGUGUUCGGGAGUUUACCACAAAGGAUAGAUAAGACCUGGUUUGAAACCUGUGCGUACAUUGACAGUUUAGGAGAUAACUGCACAGUAAACACUCUUUUCCCAUAUUUAGGACAUCCUGAUGCCAUGGUGCGUGUUACUAUCAUCAACUUCUUGACAAAGUUACAGCCGACAUCUGAGGACCAUAGCUGUUUUGUGGCACAACUUAUCCAUGCACUUAUGCGUAAACACGAGGAUGUCAACAGGAUGAAGGCAGCGUGGAAUUUUGUGAACUCCCUGCAGCACCGUGUGAGACAUCGUGUUUCGCAGGCUCUGCUCUUACUGGAACCUUUUAUUCAGAUGAAGGAUUUAACAAACAUGGUCUGGGGGUAUAUCUGGUCAGUGUUAGCACAGGAGACUCAGCCUUCAGUGAGGAAUCUUCUGGAGUGGCUAGCACUGCGGCUACUGGUCAGGCACCAUCACCUGCAUCCCAGACUCUGGAGCCUCUUUGACAAUACACCUGUGACGGAGCAGCGACACCUGUCCAUCUGCUCUCUACUCUUUGUAGUGGCACACCUGGGGUGCCAUCUGCCUACUCACCUUCAGGAGAGUUUUUAUUCUAAAGCUAUAGUGGUUGUAUUCCCAUGGUGCACAGUUCACCAUUUUAACACCCGUAUCCAUGCUCAAGUCUGCCUAAAGAAACUAUGGCAUCAGUGUCAGGAGUUUGAGCUGCAACCUCUAAUAGAGAGAUUUCCCAUGAUUCAAGCCUGUCUCAACUUCAGCAAAGAUGAAAGCAAUUCAACAAAAAAUGCUGAAAAGCUCGAAGCCCAUUACAUUUUCUCCACAUUUGAUGUACAAGGCGAUUAUAGCAUUGAGACAAUCUAUGAAACAUUUCCAAGACUUGCUUGUUUGAGUGACGAGGAAUGGAUUUCACCCAGCUCAUUUUUAAGAUCCGAUAACACCUGGCAAGAGCAGACAUCUCAUUACCUCCCUUUGUUUAACUCCAAUGAUCGUCUGAAAAGCUUUACUCCUGGGCCUGGAGCAACAAACAGGUCUGUGGACUCUGUUGAACAGUCUUUCCAACUGUCGUCCAAACAAUGUUUACUGUAUAUGAGAGAUUUACAAUAUGCAGAUAUGUAUGAGAAUCACACAGAGGUUGAUGGUCAAGAUGGGGAUGUUCAGAAGAAAAUUCUCCCCUGGAGGUUUAUGAAACCAGAUGCUGAGGCUGAGGAACAACUGGAACUGAGAAGAGUAAAGGAGAGAGGACAAGGACUAAUACUGGUUACCUCCCUUAUUGAGAAGAUCCCCAAUCUGGGAGGUUUGUGUCGCACCAGUGAGAUUUUCGGAGUGUCCGAGUUUGUGAUAGGUAAUCUACAGAAUGUGAAUGACCGAGCCUUUCAGUCUCUGAGUGUCACAGCUCACAAAUGGUUACCAGUCACAGAGGUGAAGCUGUUCCAGCUGAAGGAUUAUCUACUGAGUAAGAGACGACAUGGCUAUACGCUUGUGGGGGUGGAACAGACUGCUAACAGCGUCAGUCUGACAGAUUACCAGUUCCCUCAGAAAACACUGCUCCUGCUUGGGAAUGAAAAAGAAGGCAUUCCAGCAAACUUGAUCCAGUUUUUGGACACUUGCGUUGAAAUUCCACAGCAAGGGGUGAUUAGGUCCCUCAACGUUCAUGUCAGUGGAGCAUUGUUUGUAUGGGAGUACACGCGUCAACAGCUCUCAAAAUCUGCUUCACAGCCAUGAUGGAAAACAAAUGUUGGGUGAAGCUGUCAUUGAUCUAUAUUUUCCUAGAUUACAAAACAAGCCAAAAAUUAUCAAUGUAUUCCAUUCCAAAGUGUUGUACAGUUAUAUUUCUGCAGUUGGUGCAUCUCUCAUGCCUGUUAAUGAAAUAAAUGAUGUGUGUUCAAAUCCGGAUACUGCUGGUGCAUGCAAUCUCUACAUGCAUUCACGCUUCCCAGCCAACAAACUCAGCCGGUGACUACAUGCAAGAAAUACAUUGGCGCACCACAUAAUGUACCAAGCACAUGUCUAACACAUUUCUACAAAGCUGAGUACAUUCAUUUUUAUAUGCAUGUAUGCUUGCAUCUAUAAUUUAUGCACUGUUUCUUGUGUAUGUCAUAAUUCUGAAAAUAUUUUGUGUUCUUUUGUUUUAUAUUCUGUAUUGAGCCACAUGAGUUUAUAAAAAGAUAUGAAAGGCUCAUCACAUACUGUACAACCCUGGAUAAUUCAUUUCUGUGAAAAGAGGGAAUGUCACAUGACUUGAACCCAUAUCACAGUGCAGAUGGGAUGUGCUGACAAAUAGCCAUUCGGAAGUGUAGAACAAGUUGUCUGUUGUAGUGAUACUCAACACAAAUCUUAUGCUGCGUAAAGUAAUGGUAACCGUAUUAAUGUAUGCCUUCAUGAUUUGCUCAACCUACAAACAUGGUACAAUAUCAAGGAUUUCAUGUGCAAAAAAAAAUUAUGUCUGGGAACUUUGAUUUACAUGUACAUGCCAUAUCGACACCUUUUCCAUUAAUAUGUACAUGCUUAUGUUACAC
Molecule: messenger RNA, 5346 nt
Organism: Liolophura sinensis
Lineage: Eukaryota; Metazoa; Mollusca; Polyplacophora; Chitonida; Chitonidae
Product: probable methyltransferase TARBP1
Biological process (GO): tRNA methylation
Molecular function (GO): tRNA (guanine) methyltransferase activity; RNA binding
Source: RefSeq, a predicted model, not a curated record